Messenger RNA from Necator americanus (New World hookworm), 654 nucleotides. RefSeq lists its product as uncharacterized. The transcript has a single exon. Lineage: Eukaryota; Metazoa; Nematoda; Chromadorea; Rhabditida; Ancylostomatidae. The record is from RefSeq and is a predicted model, not a curated record. The coding region runs from base 1 to 654 and encodes 217 amino acids.
AUGCCAAGCAAUUGCAUUGCACACACGGAAUCUCAGACAGAGACUCUUGCCGAAGACGCGGAAUGCCAAACCUUUCCAAUCGAGCAAUGCGAUCAAUCAACGCAGGUCGAGCCGAGAACGCAAGCAAGCCGGGAGGUGCAAAUGGAUAGGAAGCUUAUGGAAAAAAGAUCGCAGACGCAAGCCACCACGAGGCAACACCCCAUCCAGACUACCGACAUCCAAACUCGGCAGGACGAACCACCGAGCAGCAGAGACGGCAAGCGUCGCUUAGGCAAGAACCAGCCCGCCCACCUUGAAGCAAAAAAGAGAAAAGAACGGGAGGAAAGGGAGAUGAACGACGAGGGCGUUCUAGAGACGAUGGAUGAAGUCGGCGAGGACGAGGGUGAAGCCAAAGACAAUGACGAACCAGGCGAACCGAGCGAGGAGGACGUAGUCAGAGGGCAGAUAGAACAGGAAGCGCAGCAAACCCAAGCACAAAUGGCUACGGACAGAGUGGAACCCGCGGGAGCAGGAGGUCGUGUACAUCCAGAAGUGCCUGUCAGGGAUCCAGCCAGAGAACGAGAGCAGCGGCGUCAGCAACUCAGAGCGAAAUUAAGAAACGCCCAACAGGAGCGGGAGGACCUCCGUUUCAUGCUACAAGAGCUGGAAAGAUAG